Molecule: messenger RNA, 1789 nt
Organism: Paecilomyces variotii
Lineage: Eukaryota; Fungi; Ascomycota; Eurotiomycetes; Eurotiales; Thermoascaceae
Product: major facilitator superfamily domain-containing protein
Exons: 3
Coding region: 216-1679 (487 amino acids)
Biological process (GO): transmembrane transport
Molecular function (GO): transmembrane transporter activity
Source: RefSeq, a predicted model, not a curated record
UGCCGAACAUGCCGAUACCGCACCGAAUCUUAGUUUCAAGACGAUAACCGAAAUCGUUAAACGCGACGAUCUAAUAGCCCAAGAGCGGCUUUUACUUCUUCCGCAUCCAAUGACUUCUGCUUUCUCCUGGUUCGAUGUCUAAACUGAACAAAAAAAGUUCUGAAGGCGGGCAUUCCUUCGAUUUUUAGGUGCCCCGGUGGUGUUGUUUUGAGAGAAUGACAGAGGCGCAGACUACCACAAAGGCCCAAACGAACAAUAUCAACGGAUGGGAUGGCCCUGAUGAUCCUACGCAUCCGAGGAACUGGCCAACAUUGCGCAAAUGGGUUAUUACCGUCAUCACGUCGCUCAUGACGUUUUCCGUCACUUUCGCAAGUAGCGUGUUCAGCACGGCGGAAACACCGACAGCUGAGAAGUUCCACGUUUCUCACGAAGUGAUGGUUUUGGGAUUGAGUCUUUUUGUUUUAGGAUAUAGUUUCGGGCCUCUGCUAUGGGGUCCGCUGUCUGAAGUCUGCGGGCGGAAAUUUCCCCUAAUGCUGGGUGUAAUUGUCUUUUGCGUCUUCCAGAUACCCGUGGCAGUUGCGCAAAAUGUCCAGACCGUCAUAGUAUGUCGUUUUAUCGGUGGCAUCUUUGCCUGCGCGCCCCUUGCUAUUGUCGGAGCAUCUCUAUCUGAUAUUUGGGAUCCGGUCCAACGAGGGAUCGCGGCAUGCAUUUACUCUGGUGCUACCUUCUCUGGCCCUGUUCUCGGUCCGAUCGUUGGCGGGUUUCUGGUCAAUAGUCAUCUGGGCUGGAGAUGGACGGCUUGGAUCACUCUUAUUCAGGGAUUCUUCUUCUGGGUGCUUGGUAUGCUGUGUGUCCCGGAGACACAUGCGCCCACGUUGCUGCGACGGAAGCUUGAGGCUGUUCAGAAAGUCGCAGAUGAGAGCGCACGCCGUGGGAGUAUACGAAGGAUGAUCAGUCCAGGUGUGAAUCCACAGCAGAAUAAGAUCACCUUACGGAUAUUUGUCACCAAGUAUUUAACGCGACCACUUGUCAUGUUGGUAUCCGAGCCAAUACUGCUUCUGACUACGCUAUACAUGUCCCUCGUCUACGGUACUUUAUACCUUUUCUUCGAAGCGUAUCCCAUCUCUUUUCAGGAGCAACGUGGUUGGAACCCCGGAGUCGGCGCACUGCCCUUCCUAGGCAUCACAGUUGGCGUGGUAUUCGGCAACAUCACUAUCCCAGCAACCACCCUCUUCCGCUUCAAGCGCAAGUAUCUCGAAGGCGGGAACAAAGUCGCGCCCGAGGAGCGCCUGAUCCCCAUGAUGAUCGGCGCCGUGGUUCUCCCACCCGGACUCUUCUGGUUCGCCUGGACCAGCAACCCGCACAUCACAUGGGUUCCUCAGGUCAUAGCUGGAGUGCCCAUCGGGAUGGGAAUCCAGAUCAUCUAUACGAUGGGAUUCAACUAUAUUCUCGACGCCUACACCCCCUAUGCCGCUAGUGCUGUUUCUGCUAAUACGUUCAUACGAUCCAUGGCCGCGGCAGGGUUUCCGCUUUUUGCGACGCCCAUGUAUCAUAAGCUGGGGAUCAGCUGGGCAACGUCGUUGUUGGCCUUCCUUUCUCUGCUUCUGAUGCCGGUACCGGUUUUGUUUUAUGUAUAUGGAGAACGAAUUAGGAACCGGGGACGGUUUAGCGUUGGGUAGAUUUUGUUAAUAGGAUUUAAUAGGAAUUGUACAUAUAAAUCAUAGAAAUCAGCAGUACAUAACUGGUUGUGAAUGAAAUUUUCCGUCUGAAUAGUGGAUGAUGAGAUAUG